UCGGGACCAUGUCUGCGCCGCCCGCGCUGCAGAUCCGGGAGGCGAACGCGCACCUGGCGGCCGUGCACCGGCGCGCGGCGGAGCUGGAGACACGGCUGCUGGCGGCGGAGCGCACGCUCCGCGCGCAGGCCGAGCGCCUGGCUCGCCACGACCAGCAGCUGCGCGCCGCCCUGGACGAGCUGGGCCGCGUCAAGGACCGGGAGAUUUCCGCCCUCCAGGAGCAGCUGCUGAGCUCGGAGGCCACUGUCCGCAGUCUGCAGGCUGCAGUGGAGCAGAGGGACCAGUUGAUCCAGCAGCUGCAGCCCCAGGCUGACCUGCUGCAGGACAUCGCUCGCCGUCGACCGCCCCUGUCUGCGCUGCUGGCCGCCCUGGAGGAGGCUGAGCGACUGGUCCCCUCGCCAGCCAGCAGCCAGGGCCAGCUGCUUCCCGAUGGGCCCGGCCCACCCCUGGGCAACAGCACUGGGGAGGGCCAGGAUGACCUGCAGCCUGCCGUGUUUGGGACCACAGUGUGAGCUGCCCUAGCGGAUCAGAUCUCAGAAUGUGUGGCCAAGGCCCAGAGCCCCAAAUGUCACCAGUGUCCCUGAAGGGUCCUGGGAUAUUAUUGGGAUCUCAUAAACAUCAGAACAAGUGAAAAGCCAAGAUCCCAUUUAAAACAGUUCCACCUCCCUCCCCCAGCGCUUGGGGCAUCUGCUACAUUCAGUUGAUUUUAAAUAAUUUCAAAAGUAAACAAAGGCUGAGGCAGUGGCUCAGUGGUGGAGGCCCGCCCAGCAUGCAGACAUGCUGGCAAACUGACAGAGGGAUAGGACACCCGCCAUCCCAGCACCAGUGAAAUAACAGCAGCUUGACUCCGAAGCUGCGCUGCUUCCUGUUGGAGACAGGGUUCCACAUAGCCCAGGCUGGCCUCUAACUUGCUGAGGGUGACCUUGAACCCUGCUGGGAUGACAGGCACCCAACCGGGCACCCAACGCCAGGACCUAUCUUGUUUUUUUUGCUGUGAGAUGGGGUCUCCCUCCACAGCCCAGACUUCUCUGGAAUCCAGAGUCCUCCCAAGUGCUUUGAAUACAAGUGUAAGUCACAUGCCCAGGUGACAUGAGUCCUGACCCAUCACCACUCAUCCUGAGGCAGAAUCUCCUCUUUAUUUCGUGCUCUGUUGCUUCUGUGGAGGAAGACAAAUCAUGAAUCCAGGAUCCAUUCCCUCUCACACCACAGUUCAAGCCUCAGCCUUUCCCCAUGACACUCAGGUUCCUCUCCAAUGUCCCCUUUCAGAGGGGCCUUCUGAUCAGCGUCCCUGUAAUUACUACAGCCUGGUUGCUGCCCUCCACUGUGAUUGCUUCUUUUGUUUUUUUAAGGCAGUUUUGUGUAGCCCAGGCUGGCCUCUGCCCUUUUAUGUAGUCGGGGCUGCCUUUGAACUUGUCUUCAUCAGUGCCUGCCACAGCUGAUGAGGCCCCCCAACAGCCAGGAGCCUCCGGGACAUCUGAUGAGCCCUUGCCCUGUUCCCAGGGACAAUGGUGUUUUUGUAGCAAGUCUUUUGAUACCCUGAGAGGAUCUAUUUUGUAACUCUGGUUUUGGUGCUGUCCCGGGCCUGCGAUGGUGAGGGUGUAUUGUCUUCGUCAGAGCAGCAGAAGAGUCCUCACACGCCCCUGCAGCCAGCGUGCAACCAGCGCUUGGUCUGUUGAGUUUCAUGGCCCCCGUGCUCAGGGAAUUGUCCUGGAGCAGCCACCAAGUGUGUGUGUGGAGGGGGGUUGGGGGGGAGAUAGGGGCUGCUCCAUCUAGCUGGUCUCUGAAUCCUGCAUGGUGCUGACCCUCAGUAGAGGAAACAGAGAGAAGGGAGUUGUUUGUACAGGGGAGAUGCACCAGAAUAA
Messenger RNA from Chionomys nivalis (European snow vole), 1862 nucleotides. RefSeq names its product vimentin type intermediate filament associated coiled-coil protein (gene Vmac). The record is from RefSeq and is a predicted model, not a curated record. The transcript is spliced from 2 exons. NCBI's taxonomy places the organism in Eukaryota, Metazoa, Chordata, Mammalia, Rodentia, Cricetidae. The coding region runs from base 9 to 512 and encodes 167 amino acids.